AUGGUAGAUCCUUUGGAUGGCUCUACAACUGUUGAUUGUGCACCUGCACCAGUUUCAGGUGAAAAGGAACAUAAACUUAGAUCUGAUGUUUGGGAAUAUUUUGAUCUCAUUAAAUAUAAAGAUGGAUCAAAGAAGGGAGUGUGUAAGGCUUGUAAAGUGGGAUAUAAAUAUGAUAGCCAGAAAGGUGGAACCUCAUCUAUGAAAAGGCAUAAGUGCCGUGAGCGUCAUUCUCAGGACAUAGGGCAAAUGAUUUUAUCUGCAAAGAAUGGCCAGUUGUCUUCCCGCGUACACAAAAUUGAUCAGAUAAAGUUUCGAGAUCUUAUUUCAGAAUUACUCAUUGCAAGAAAUGUCCCAUUGGCUUUGGUGGAGUGGAAAGAAUUUAGGGACAUAUGUGCUUAUCUAAAUGAGGAUGCUAAACCAAUAGCAAGGAAUACUGGGAAAGCCGAUAUUGUCAAAAAACAUAAUGCACGAAAAGAAGUUAUUCGAAACAUAUUGAAACUUGCUCCAGGUAGGAUGUGUCUAACAUCAGACAUGUGGACCUAUGUUACGACUACAGGGUAUAUAAGAUUAACUGUCCACUUUCUUGAUCAAAAUUGGGAAUUAAAGAAGUAUCUACUGAAUUUUUGUGAACUUCCACCACCUCAUACAGCUCUUAUUGUAAAAGAUGGAAUUGUGAAGAUUGAUCCAGUUGUGCUUAAGUUAAGAAAGUCAGUGAAGUCGCUUAAAAAGUCCCAAGUAAGAAAACAAAAAUUCUUGGACAUUGUUGAUACUUUAGGAAUGUCUGCAGUAAGAAGGGGUAUUCGUCAAGAUGUUAAGACAAGAUGGAAUUCAACUUAUCUUAUGUUAGACAGUUGUCUUGUGUAUAGAAGUGUUUUCGCUCACUUGAAGGAGGUGGAUUCAGACUAUAAAGACUGCCCAACUGACGAAGAAUGGGAUCAAAUUGAAGUGGUCACAAAGUUUCUCAAGACAUUUUAUGAUCUCACAACUUUGUUUUCUGUUAGUAAGUAUCCUACCUCCAAUCUAUAUUUUGAAGGAGUUUGUCAAGUUCAGGUGUUAUUAAAAAAACAAAGAACAAAUGAAAUUGUAUUCAUUAGGGACAUGGUGAAAGAGAUGCAACAAAAGUUUAACAAUUAUUGGGAGAACUUAAGUCCUAUAUUGGCUAUGGCACUUGUGUUAGAUCCUAGAUUGAAACUGAAGUAUCUAAACUUUGCUUACUCCAAGUUGUAUCCUGAUGUAAGACAAUUAGAAAGUAAAGUUGCUGAUGUGCGUGAAGAUAUGAAAAAACUUUAUAAUGAGUAUUACACCUUGUCAAGAGCUUCUGGUAGUGGAAAUCAGAAUUUUGGUAUUCAAACUGGUGCGAAUUCUUCCCAUCAAGGAAGUGAGUGGAUCCAGGAAUAUGCUGCAGCACAGGAAAGUGGUGGUGAUCUGCAAUCUGACUUGUCAGAGUUGGAUCAAUAUCUUAGUGAGAAAUAUGGAUUUGUUAAUCAACCGCUCGAUAUCCUAAUGUACUGGAAAGCCCAGGAACAACGAUUUCCAGUACUUUCAAGAAUGGCAGGGGAUAUUUUGUCAAUUCUUAUUUCAACCUUCGGAAUCUGCAUUCAACAUUGGUGGAAGGGAAAAGAAGAUAUGGAUGAAGACAAUGGGAUUAUUGUAGAAGAUGUAUUAGGAUUUGAACUUGGUGCAGUAGAGGAUAGGGAAGAGGAGGAUGGGGAAGCGACUAUGUCUCUGAUGAUUUCGUUGGUAGCACUCUCCAAUGAAGAGGACCAUUCAGAAGCAAACUUGCUGAUUCAAGAUACCCAUAAGAAAGGAUCAUUGUCUAUGAGAGCUUAUAUAGAUUGUGCUCGUGAUAUUUUUGACAGACUUGAUGCUUCUCAUACUACUGUCACCAAUAAUGAAUUACGUCAUUGUAUUCUAGCUGGGUUGGAUUCAUCUUACGACUCCAUAGUUACGUCUCUUACUACCUCCAUGGGGACUAUAAAGCUUGAAGACUUCAUUAACCAUCUUCUUACCUUUGAGUUGCGUAUGGAAUAA
This is a messenger RNA of Papaver somniferum (opium poppy), 2031 nucleotides long. Its product is annotated as zinc finger BED domain-containing protein RICESLEEPER 1-like. The transcript is spliced from 8 exons. The record is from RefSeq and is a predicted model, not a curated record. The coding region runs from base 1 to 2031 and encodes 676 amino acids. Gene Ontology annotation, molecular function: DNA binding; protein dimerization activity. NCBI's taxonomy places the organism in Eukaryota, Viridiplantae, Streptophyta, Magnoliopsida, Ranunculales, Papaveraceae.